Molecule: messenger RNA, 962 nt
Organism: Cornus florida
Lineage: Eukaryota; Viridiplantae; Streptophyta; Magnoliopsida; Cornales; Cornaceae
Exons: 2
Coding region: 9-515 (168 amino acids)
Cellular component (GO): membrane
Source: RefSeq, a predicted model, not a curated record
AUUCGAAAAUGACAGAAUUCAAUCCCGUGCUCCGGUUGAAUCAACAAACCGAGGGAUUUGGGAGCGUGUGUGACCCUUUCUCUGGUCCACCCAAUUACACCUACACACCUGAAAAAUGCUCAAAGGAUUCCAUUCAAAUCGGCGAAAUACCAAAUGUCUUGCAAAGGUUUACAUGUUACGAAGAUUUUUCUACUGGAAAUUGCAUAGGAGAUGGGAGAUUUCUUCCAGAAGCUUCGUACAUGAUGGUUCGGGCUUACAGUCGAUCAAUUCAGAACUUGAUAAAUAUAUUUCCGGAUUUGCAGAGUCUCACUCAGUGCUCGUUUGUGAACGACGCUUUCAUGGACAUUUUUUGGCAUCAGUGUGAGCCAUUUAAAGCUUCGAGUCGAAUGUUAUGGGCAUCCAUGCUCUCUCUUUCGAUAGUAAUGGUGGUUUUAUUGUUACUUUGGGUAGCAAAAGCUUAUCAAAAUAGGGGCGGAAGUUUCUCGGUGUGUUCCAUCAUUCCCAGGCCUACAUAGGAAAUGAGUAUUAACUUCUAAGCAAUAUUGUACAGGAAAUAUAUAUAUAUAUAUAUAUAUAUAUAUAUAUAUAUAAGGCAGAGUGCUAAGACACACAACUCUUUUCGGCUCUAGUCCUCCCUGCAUGAUCUCGCUCCAACUCUCACUCUGUAUGACAUAAGGUGAUACACUAGAUCAGAAUUUUUUAGGUAAAAUUCAAAUGCAUACUCCAUAGUGGUGACAAGAUAUGGUUUGUCAUAGAAAUUAUGUAGAUUGCAUUAGAGAAACGUGUAAAUAACAAUAUAUACAUAUUUUUAUAAAUUAUGUUGUCUGGGGCGGAGCAGGAUUGCAAAGUAAGGGAAGUUAAAAAAUAAAAAAAUUUGAAUAUGAACACAAUAAAAAUUAUGAAAUAUUAAAAAAAAUUCUUGUAAAAGUGAGAUAUGGUAAGGGCAUAUUGUAUUUAAUAUA